ACACAGUCGCUUCUUGAUGACAUCACAGACGCGCUUUCCUGUAUCCGAGCUUCAUUUUCGGAAACCUAACCAACGUGAAGAUGGCCUCGGAGUCUAACAGCAACGACAUAUUCGAUUGUAUCGUCAUGGCGGAGCAAACUUUCCACGGAGAGGGCUACCAAGAAGGUUUUGAGAAAGGAACAGCCCGAGGUCUCCAGACCGGCCGCAGACACGGAGCUUCUCACGGUGCCAAACUUUCCACCGAGAUUUCCUUUUAUUAUGGAUUUGCCAUCACCUGGAAAAGUCUUCUUCAGCACAGAACGGAGCCCAAACUAAAGAAACGCCUUAAAGUUGUCGAAAGUCUUUUGGGUUUGAUCCAAAAUUCCAGCUUGGAGGACCCCAAGUCCGAAAAACUGAAGGAGGGGAUGGAGAAGCUCCGAAGCAAAUUUAAACAAGUCUGCUCCGUCCUCGGCCUCCAGACUGAUUUUAAGGACUACACUAAAACGACGGACGGAGCUUCUUUCUAGACUCGUGUUCAGCUGCAAUGGCAUCUCUAAUACGGCAGAGGGCGACAAAUGCACACUGCAGACUAUACGGACGGGCAGCGUGCCUCUUUUGUCUUCGUUUUAGACAAUAAUCUCGUUUUUACGCAUUUUACAACACUGAAACUCAGGAAAACACAUGAAAAACCUUCCUACUGCUUGUAUUUCAUAAAUUAACAUAUUGGCUGCCAUUGACAGCGAUUGACGUCCAAUUCAUUUGCACUCAAUGUAUGCUUUAAAUAGUCGUGACCACGUUGUAAAACUCCUCUGUCAUGUAUAAUUCAUAUAAAAAUGUGUAUACUUUCUUAAAGCUUUACAUUCACUUUUAACUCAUUGGCUGCCAUUGACGGUGAUAGACGUCCAAUCUUAUUGGACUCCUCGGUUUCCCUGUGAACAGUCAUGAGUAGGCCUUAAUGUUGUGUUGAAUAUUUGUACCCACUGGCAUAUUUGUUUUUGCCUUAUAUAUUUAUUUCGUUUUGGGUAUGUAUCGUUGAUUGAUCACCUUUCGUCUGUUCACUCGUUAAUAAAAUAAAAUAAAAAAUUAAAAACUGGAUUAAAAA
This is a messenger RNA of Corythoichthys intestinalis (scribbled pipefish), 1081 nucleotides long. RefSeq names its product LTO1 maturation factor of ABCE1 (gene lto1). Bases 81 to 506 code for a protein of 141 amino acids. The transcript has a single exon. The record is from RefSeq and is a predicted model, not a curated record. Lineage: Eukaryota; Metazoa; Chordata; Actinopteri; Syngnathiformes; Syngnathidae.